Saccharomycopsis crataegensis is the source of this 354-nucleotide messenger RNA. RefSeq lists its product as uncharacterized. NCBI's taxonomy places the organism in Eukaryota, Fungi, Ascomycota, Saccharomycetes, Ascoideales, Saccharomycopsidaceae. The transcript has a single exon. The coding region runs from base 1 to 354 and encodes 117 amino acids. The record is from RefSeq and is a predicted model, not a curated record.
AUGGAGAAAAAUAAUGUUUUCGCUCUCAGGCAUGAAACCCCUGAUUUUUCAAGUGAUACCAUCGCUGCAAGAAUUCAACAGGCUGCUGAAGAAAUAUUUGCUAUCAACUUCAUGUCAACUCUGGAUGGAAAUCAGGUGCACCCUGGUGUUUCCAAUCUGUACGAUGAAAAUAAUGAAGAUGAUUCGGCAGAAAGUGACAGGGAGGAUGUAUUGGAAAGCAAUACUGAAGAAUUUGUAUAUGGUGAUCUAAAUGAAGAAGAGGAACCCCCAGAAAAUAGAUUUGGUUUAAUAAAUGCACAAAUUUUUCAAGAAUCAUAUGUUGAUUCCAUAGAAAAAAAGCAGAGACUUCUAUAA